Molecule: messenger RNA, 2091 nt
Organism: Brachypodium distachyon (stiff brome)
Lineage: Eukaryota; Viridiplantae; Streptophyta; Magnoliopsida; Poales; Poaceae
Exons: 5
Coding region: 210-1784 (524 amino acids)
Molecular function (GO): phosphatidylinositol binding; metal ion binding
Source: RefSeq, a predicted model, not a curated record
GCUUUUGACAUGACACGCAUAGACAAUUGUUGUAGUUUACACGUUCCCGCAGAAUUUAACUUGUGCCUCCCGUCUUCCUUCCAGCUUCCAACUCGUCAUCUUCCUCACGAAAUCCAAAAAGCCCCAACUCGUAACUCGUAAGCCUUCGCCGGAAUCCUACCGAACACCCACGCCAUCGAUCCAUCCCCAAGACGCUGAUCCUCCGCGGUAUGGAGGGGGCCGAUCACCUGUACCCUUCGAUCGAGCCGUACGACCUCGAGCCCCCGCAGGUCGGCAUCGCCGCCGCCGGCGAGACUAGGGUUUGCGACCAGACGGUGAGGUGGGACGAGGAGCCGAAGGAGGGAACCCACCUAUUUGAGCAAGGAACAAAAGAUAAUCCUGACACAAAUAAUGUGGAAGAUUGCCUUGGUGGUGUCGAUAUUUAUGAGUGCAAUGAUGAAACAAUUACCAUGAAGGAAUAUGGAGAAGACAUCUCUCCUGAUUGCACACUUCGUGAACAAAUUGGCAUCUGGAUACCUCCUUCUGUUCCACCGAUGAUAAAACAUGACCAUGAGGAGUGGCAAAAGGGCUUUGGCUCAAACGGUGGUUACUUCCCAGAAGAAGAAUAUCAAUGGGAUAUAGAUGAAGAAAUUAGAGAGAUGACAAUGUGGGAUGUGUUUGCCGAGAUGGCUGUCGCUGGCAAGGAUAAAUUAAUAUCUAUUGCAUCAUAUGAUUUUGGGAGGCAUAGCAUGUCCCUAAUUUCACAUUUUCUUCUUCAAGCGGCUUUGGAGGAUGAAGCUCGAACACUUGCAGAGGCCAGUGCUGGCUCUGAACAUGCUCUCCUUGAGGCAGAACCGACAAAGUGGUUGCCUGAUAGUGCUGCUUCCUCUUGCAUGCUUUGUGGAGCACGUUUUCAUCCCAUAAUCUGCACACGCCAUCACUGUCGAUUUUGUGGUGGGAUAUUUUGUGGUGGCUGUUCAAAGGGUAGAAGCUUGAUGCCUCCAAAAUUCGGAACUUCAGAUCCUCAGAGGGUCUGUGAUGUUUGUGGAGUACGUCUUGAGUGUAUUCAGCCUCGUUUGAUGAACAAGAUCAGCCGUGCUUGUCAACUUCCGACCAAGGAUUUGACAGAUCUCAGCACUUUGAGGUCGUGGAUAAACAUCCCGUGGGCACACACAAUGGAGUAUGAGAUAUACAAGGCUGCAAAUUCCAUACAUGGGUAUUGUAAGAUUGGAAAGCUGAAUCCAGAGAAGUCGAUCCCUGAUUCGAUUCUUAGACAAGCAAAAGGGCUUGCUAUAAUUACUGUGGUGAAGGUUGGAGUGAUGAUCACAUACAAAAUUGGCACUGGGCUUGUUAUUGCUCGCAGAGCUGAUGGUUCCUGGUCCCCUCCUUCAGCCAUAUCUACUUGUGGUAUUGGAUAUGGAGCUCAGGCUGGAGGGGAGUUAGCUGACUUCAUUAUUGUUCUGAGGAACACUGAUGCCAUCAAAACAUUCAGUGGAAAUGCACAUCUGUCAGUUGGAGCUGGUAUUGGUGCUUCUGCUGCUCAUCUUGGACGGGUGGCGGAGGCUGAUUUUCGUGCUGGUGAUGGUGGUUAUGCUGCCUGUUACACAUACAGUUGUAGUAAAGGUGCCUUUGUCGGAUGUGCGCUCAAUGGAAGCCUGGUAUCAACUCGAAACUCAGAAAAUGCCCGAUUUUAUGGUGGUCCAAUUAAGGCAUCAGAAAUCCUUCUUGGUUCACUGGCAAAGCCACCUGCCGCCGCCACUCUCUAUAAAGCUCUGUCCAUACUAUUUGAGAAAAUAAAAAUUUAAUCAUUGUCUUUAUGUUUCUGGCACACAUUGUGUCACCUGUUCAGUACACUUCGGGCUUCGGUACCUCUAGGUAAUUUGCUCUGCAUUCUUUGCUUAUUCCUGGAUGGCAGUUAAGCAAUUGUACAGUUUGCCAUUCAUUGGUACAUCACAAACUACUUUGUAAAUGUUGUAUAUAUAAUUGCCAUUGCACGAGAAAUGAGCAGAAAAAACAUGUUCUUAAAGUUUACCUUUGAACCUUGUCUGGCAUCAUAUAUCAUUGUAACGUGAGUCAAAACUCUGCCCUAUUUUCACCUAGAACUUCUGCAAA